Molecule: messenger RNA, 878 nt
Organism: Macaca mulatta (Rhesus monkey)
Lineage: Eukaryota; Metazoa; Chordata; Mammalia; Primates; Cercopithecidae
Gene: DMAC1
Product: distal membrane arm assembly component 1
Source: RefSeq, a predicted model, not a curated record
AGAUUGAAAGGUGAUGCAUUUAGUGAGUAGCGAUUACAGAAUUUCUAAAAGGGGGGGGGGGCGGUGGGGAGACGGCGGGGAGGAGGGUUGGAAUUGGCCUCCAGCGCAUCCGAGGUUGUUGCUGCCAGAGAAAUCCAGCAAUAAAGGGCAGCAUUCUUUCACCUUUUCCCCCUCUGAGGCGGAGGGGAACUUCAUUUCCCAGCAGCCCUCAGGCUUCCUCCUCGCACGGCGCAAGCGUCCCGGCGUUCUGCUUUCCGGCGCUCUGCUUUCCGGUGCAUCGUUUACGUCGGUUUGAACCAAAGACUCCCAAGGUUGAGGCCGAGUUCCAGAACAUGGGGUUUCAGGUGUCCAAGCCUUUGGAGUUCUCCAAGAUCGCUGCGUCUCCCGAUACCGCCGCCGUGCCCGCCAAGCCUGCGCCCCCAGCUACACCCGGAGCGCCGACCUCCCCAGCAGAACACAACUGGUUGAAGACUUGCUGGAGCUGUCGAGUGCUUUCUGGGUUGGGGCUGAUGGGGGCGGGCGGGUACGUCUACUGGGAGGCACGGAAACCCAUGAAGAUGGGAUAUCCCCCGGGUCCAUGGACAAUUACGAAGAUGGUCAUCGGCAUCAGCAUUGCCACCUGGGGUAUCGUUGUCAUGGCACACCCCAAAGGGAGGGCCUACCACCAGUGAAUCUGUCUUCUGUCCCUGUCCCCAUGACACACAGAGCAGGCAUGGAGUUUAAUGGAUGUUCUGGACAGACACUUGUCCAUGGACAGACAUCACUACUGUGGAUACUACAGGACUGAAAAGACAAUCAUAUGUUGUCAUUCUCUGGCUGUAGAGUGUUAGUGACCUUCACAGGUUUCACAGGAACCAAUAAAUCCUUAAAGAAGUAAA